UGUUGGUAGGUCUUGGCUGGGUCCAGACAUACACGAGGCAUCGAGGCAUCAUCAAACCGCAGGAAGAAAAGAAGCAAGAACAGGACUCGCAAUCGAGCCUGGGGCUUGGGCUGAGCCAUGUCUGCAAUUCUCGUACUCGAGUACCAAUUUCAACCAAACUAUUACAAAACGGUAUUACCAUCCACAGCCUGAAAGAUUGAAUCAUUCGAUGCCAGGUCGAUCAGCGAAAUCACUCUCCUGAAAGGCUCACAAAUCAGAAAAUCCAAAAGAGGAACAGCAAGAACCAUCAGUAACAUCUCACCAAAAAUCACAAUGAGCUCUCCUCUCCACGCUUUCAUGUCAGAGCUCCGCGGCGCCUCCACCUCGAUCGAAGUUGUGUCGGACAACGCAACGGCACCAGCCAACACCAUGUCUCAAGAACGCCAAGAAUGCAGCCAUGACCUUCCUUCCAAGCCCAUCAGACCCCACCGCAUUGCCGCCAAAGGGAUCUCAUUUCUGGCUUCGAAUCUGCCAGCCGAGCUACGGCCUGUCAUGAAACCGAUUGCCGGCACGGCGAUGGACACAGCCAAGACCAGCAAACUGCAGCAAAUGACACGCAUUCUGUCCAACAGCAACAUCGCUGCUGUUGAUGAAGAAGAAGAGUGCUCCGAGAAAUGUGAAGAAUCCAUCAAGUCUCCGUCUGUCUCGUCGCCAAAGAAGGAAGGCUCUCGAAGAUCCACCCGAAAAGCCGCUUUGCGUGACAGCAACCAUGUCCGACGACACUCACAACGAAAGGGGACAAGCAAGCGAGUGACGACUGCAUAUGCAGCGUAGAAAAGAAUGUACUUGCCUUGCUUCCUCCUCAUUACAUACAUACAUGAUUCAUAAUUGGUAACUUAUACUAAUACAUAACAGUACAUGCAUGUCA
Molecule: messenger RNA, 907 nt
Organism: Seminavis robusta
Lineage: Eukaryota; Bacillariophyta; Bacillariophyceae; Naviculales; Naviculaceae
Source: the annotation of a GenBank genome assembly